AGUACAAUGGAGCUUUCAAAGUCAUCGUGGCUUUUUAAUUGGCCAUUUUCUUAGCAUAUUUGAGCUCAGACUCCCCCGAAGAGAUCUAUCUGGAGGUGGGUUUUUGCUCCAUUAAUAAGCCAUAUAUCAUCAAUGGACAUAACCCUCUUCACUGAUAUUAGUGCCAAACAACAAACUCGUGAGUACUAUUUCAACUCAAACACCUAUACCAGCAACAAGCACCAUGAUCAACUCAUCAUCAUCAGCACCAACAAUGAUGAGACGGUGUUACUAGACAAUAUUAUGCAAACCACCACCACUACAAGCAACCAUCUUCCACCGCUGCCACCGCCGCCACCAUCGGCCUCAACAAGCCUUUCUCCAGACUCAGCGUUCGGGGCGGCUGCCGAGCUAUGGCCUUCGGCAGCAGCCGGUAAAUGGGCUCCAAAGCUUCUCAAGGAGUGUGCCAAAGCGAUCUUCGACAAGGAUUCGACCAAAAUCCACAACCUUCUUUGGAUGUUGAACGAGUUGGCUUCCCCUUAUGGUGAUUGUGAUCAGAAAUUGGGGUCUUACUUCUUGCAGGCUCUCUUCUGCAAAGCCACGGACUCCGGCCUCCGCUGCUACAAGACGCUGACGACAGUCGCGGACAAGACCCGUUCUUUUGAUUGUGCUAGAAGGUUAAUUCUCAAGUUCCAGGAAGUGAGUCCAUGGACCACCUUUGGACACGUGGCAUCUAAUGGAGCAAUCUUGGAGGCCUUAGAUGGAGAAGCCAAGCUUCACAUAAUCGACAUAAGCAACACGCUUUGCACUCAAUGGCCUACUCUCCUCGAAGCCUUGGCCACCCGGAACGACGAGACGCCGAAGUUGAAGCUCACCGUGGUGGUCACGGCAGCCGCUGCGGUAGCUACUGGUGGCGGUGGUCGAUUACCAAUGAUGAAAGAGAUAAGCCAGAGAAUGGAGAAAUUCGCGAGGCUUAUGGGAGUUCCCUUCGAGUUAAACGUCGUGUCUGAGCUGAGUAGGUUAGGGGAGCUGACGAGAGAAGGGCUCGGAAUUCAAGACGACGAAGCGGUGGCUGUGAACUGCGUGGGAACGCUGAGGAGAGCGGAGGUAGAGGAUAGGGAGGCGGCGAUGAGGGCUUUCCGUUCCCUGAAGCCGCGGAUCGUCACGGUUGUUGAAGAGGAAGCGGAUUUCACAGCCACGAGAAACGACUUCGUUGGUUGUUUUGAGGAGUGCCUUAGAUUCUACACUCUUUACUUUGAGAUGCUCGAAGAGAGCUUCGCUGCGACGAGCAACGAGAAGCUGAUGUUGGAAAGAGAAUGCUCAAGAGGUAUCGUUAGGGUUUUGGCAUGUGAUGAUGAUCAAGAUCAAGAUCAAUUAUUAGAUCAUCAUGAUCAAGACAUGGAUGAUCCUGAUCCUGAAGAAGAAGAUGACCAAAACAAAAACAAUAGUAAUAACAGUAAUGAUAGUAACAACAACAGCAUUAAGAAUGAUAGGAGAAGGAGCGCUACUACUGCUACUACUACUACGUGGGAUUGCAGCGAAAGGAGAGAGAAGGGGAAGCAAUGGAGUGAUAGGCUGAAACGGGGGUCGUUUUCGCCGGUUGGGUACAGCGAUGACGUUUUGGACGAUGUCAAGGCUUUGCUGAAGAGAUACCCAUCUGGGUGGGGACUUGUUCAUCAACCUCAAGCUAUUGGAGGAGGCGAUCAACGACAGCAAGAACAGCCAGAACGGCAGUUAUUAGUGUAUGAUGAUUCUUCCUCUACAACCGCUUCUCCUGGGAUUUACUUAACAUGGAAAGAGGAGCCUGUAGUUUGGGCUUCUGCAUGGAAACUCUAAUAGGAUGAUGAUGAUCAUCUUCAGACAUUGAUGCCCGAAAAAUCAAACUCUAGCAGAAUAAUAUCAGACAACCCAUUUUGAUAUAUAGCUAGAUAUAGCUAGGUUUUAGUAGAGGAUGGUCAUUUUAUAAUAUUACUACCUAUAGCUAGGCUAGCUAUAUAGCCAUAAAUAAGUUUAUGCAUCGUGUUAUAAUAGCUAUUUCCAUAGGAUCGAUCCUUAUUAUAUUUUCUUAUUUGUUUCUCUUACUAUGUAAGUCACCUUUUUCUAGUAUUAGCUUUAUGUUUGGGAGUUUGUGUUCCUUUGCUUUGCUUUUAUUUCAUUGUUCUUGUUUGAAGGUGUUUGAAACUUAUAUAUACAGAGGUUUUAAUAUAUGUAUUUUAUUUGUA
This is a messenger RNA of Humulus lupulus (European hop), 2201 nucleotides long. RefSeq names its product protein SHORT-ROOT-like. Lineage: Eukaryota; Viridiplantae; Streptophyta; Magnoliopsida; Rosales; Cannabaceae. Gene Ontology annotation, molecular function: DNA-binding transcription factor activity; sequence-specific DNA binding. The transcript has a single exon. The record is from RefSeq and is a predicted model, not a curated record. The coding region runs from base 133 to 1815 and encodes 560 amino acids. Gene Ontology annotation, cellular component: nucleus. Gene Ontology annotation, biological process: regulation of DNA-templated transcription.